Molecule: messenger RNA, 3528 nt
Organism: Pseudonaja textilis
Lineage: Eukaryota; Metazoa; Chordata; Lepidosauria; Squamata; Elapidae
Gene: ADCY1
Product: adenylate cyclase 1
Biological process (GO): intracellular signal transduction; adenylate cyclase-activating G protein-coupled receptor signaling pathway; cAMP biosynthetic process
Cellular component (GO): plasma membrane
Molecular function (GO): adenylate cyclase activity
Source: RefSeq, a predicted model, not a curated record
AUGAAUGGCCCUGACAUGGAGGAAAUGCCGUUUCAGAAAGUCAAGAAGAGCAAGAAGACGAGAAAGAAGAAAUGUUGUCGCCGCCGCCGCUGCUGUUGCUGUUGCUGCUGCUCCUCCACACCCGGCCCGCCGUUGGCAGCGGCGCCACUGCCAACUCCGUCGGCUGCAGGCAGUAGUAGCAGCACCUCCGGAGCUGCGGCCGUGGUAGUGAGAACUGUCGGAGAGGGUCCCCCGGUGCCCUUCCUAGACGGCGUCGCCUGUGAGGAUCAGUUCGACUGCAAGGAACUGGAGUCGCUCUUCCAGAAUUACAAUCUGAAGCUGGAGCAGACAUCCACACUCAAAGCGCUGGCAGUGCUCAUCGCACUGACUGCCAGCUUGGCGCUUCUGGAGCUGCUUUCGGGCCCCAACCUGACUAUUUCCAAGGGCUCCCAUCCGGUACACUGUAUCAUCUUCCUCUCCCUCUUCAUCGUCACCAAUGUUAAGUACCUGCAAGUCACACAGCUACAGCAGAUAGUGAAGCUCACCUUGCUUUUCAGCUUUACCUUCGCCUUCCUCUGCUGCCCUUUCUCGGUGGGCUCCUAUGGCAUGGAGACACCCAGCGCCCCCGAGCAGGGUAUGUGGCAGCUCAUGCUGGUCAUCUUUGUCUCCUACUCCCUCUUGCCCGUCCGCACUCUCCUGGCCAUCGUCUUCGGUUUGGUAGUGACCGUCUCCCAUCUCAUAGUCACUGCCACUUCAGUCAGUGUCAAGAGGCAGCCCCUCUGGAAGACGCUUAUGGCCAAUGCUAUCCUUUUUGUUAGUGUAAACUUGUAUGGAGUCUUUGUAAGGAUAUUGACGGAGAGGGCUCAGAGAAAGGCCUUCCUUCAGGCCAGGAACUGCAUAGAGGACAGGCUGAAGUUGGAGGAUGAAAAUGAAAAACAGGAACGACUCCUGAUGAGCCUUUUGCCCAGAAAUGUUGCCAUGGAAAUGAAGGAAGAUUUCCUUAAGCCACCUGAAAGAAUUUUCCAUAAGAUUUACAUUCAGAGGCAUGACAAUGUUAGUAUAUUAUUUGCAGACAUUGUGGGGUUUACCAGUUUGGCAUCUCAGUGCACUGCUCAAGAACUAGUGAAGCUUCUGAAUGAACUCUUUGGAAAGUUUGACGAAUUAGCCACAGAAAACCAUUGCAGAAGGAUAAAGAUCCUCGGGGAUUGUUACUAUUGUGUAUCAGGAUUGACUCAGCCCAAAACUGAUCAUGCUCAUUGCUGUGUUGAAAUGGGAUUGGAUAUGAUUGACACCAUCACAUCAGUAGCUGAAGCCACUGAAGUAGAUCUCAAUAUGAGAGUUGGUUUGCACACUGGAAGGGUUCUUUGUGGAGUUCUGGGUCUUCGAAAAUGGCAGUAUGAUGUUUGGUCAAAUGAUGUGACUCUUGCUAAUGUAAUGGAAGCCGGAGGGUUGCCUGGGAAAGUACAUGUAACAAAGACCACUUUGGAGUGCCUAAAUGGUGACUAUGAGGUAGAGCCCGGAUAUGGCUAUGAAAGGAACAGUUUCUUAAAGAAGCAUAAUAUUGAAACCUUUUUCAUUGUGCCAUCUCAUCGGAGAAAGAUAUUUCCAGGGCUUAUUCUCUCUGACAUAAAGCCUGCCAAAAGAAUGAAGUUCAAGACUGUUUGUUACCUCUUAGUUCAGCUGAUGCACUGUCGCAAAAUGUUUAAAGCUGAAAUUCCCUUCUCCAACGUGAUGACUUGUGAAGAUGAUGACAAGAGAAGGGCAUUAAGGACAGCCUCUGAAAAACUCAGGAAUCGUUCCUCUUUUUCUACAAAUGUUGUAUAUAACACUCCUGGAACCCGAGUUAACCGGUAUAUCAGCCGCUUAAUAGAGGCUCGGCAAACUGAAUCAGAAAUGGCAGAUCUAAACUUUUUUACUCUAAGAUAUAAGCAGAUAGAACGUGAGCAAAAGUAUCACCAACUUCAGGAUGAAUAUUUCACCAGUGCUGUAGUCUUGUCAUUGAUUCUAGCUGCCUUAUUUGGCCUUGUCUACCUUUUAAUAAUUCCACAGAGUACCAUAGUCCUCAUUCUCUUAGUGUUUUGCAUGUGCUUCCUGGUGGCAUGCAUCAUGUAUCUACAUGUCACUCGAGUACAAUGUUUUCCAGGGUGCCUGACAAUACAAAUUAGAACUAUUUUGUGUAUUUUUAUUGUGAUCUUAAUUUACUCAGUGGCACAAGGCUGUGUGGUUGGUUGUAUGCCUUGGAUCUGGAACACUAAUUCCAGCAGCUCUAUAAUUAUAAUUUAUUCCAGUGGGACAAAUAAGACAAUGACUGAACUUCCAUGCGAUACAGCCCAUUAUGCAUUUCUCUCCUGUGUUGUGGGGACUUUGACCCUGGCAAUAUUUUUACGUGUAUCUUCUUUGCCAAAAUUGAUCCUCCUCCUUUUUGUUAUGAUUCUGUAUAUAGUUAUUUUGGAGCUCAGUGGAUACCGAAAGGCAGUAGGGGAUGGCUCCUUUUAUAUACGUGGCUAUGAACCAAUAUUAGCCAUCUUGCUGUUUUCCUGUGCUUUGGCACUUCAUUCAAGACAGGUAGAUUUGAAGUUACGUUUAGACUACCUCUGGGCUGUACAGGCAGAAGAGGAAAGAGAUGAUAUGGAGAGAGUGAAACUAGAUAACAAACGAAUACUUUUCAAUCUGUUGCCAGCACAUGUUGCUCAGCAUUUUCUUAUGUCUAAUCCAAGGAAUAUGGACUUGUAUUACCAGUCAUAUUCACAAGUAGGAGUGAUGUUUGCAUCCAUACCAAAUUUCAAUGAUUUUUACAUUGAACUGGAUGGUAAUAAUAUGGGAGUAGAAUGUUUACGCCUGUUAAAUGAAAUUAUAGCUGACUUUGAUGAGCUUAUGGACAAAGAAUAUUACAAAGACAUUGAAAAAAUCAAGACAAUUGGAAGCACAUAUAUGGCAGCAGUGGGCCUUGUGCCAACUACAGAUAGCAAGGCAAAGAAAUCGAUUUAUUUCCAUCUCAGUACACUGGCUGAUUUUGCAAUAGAAAUGUUUGAUGUUCUUGAUGAAAUCAACUAUCAGUCCUACAAUGAUUUUGUUCUUCGGGUUGGUAUUAAUGUAGGUCCUGUAGUGGCAGGUGUCAUUGGUGCCAGAAGACCUCAAUAUGAUAUCUGGGGUAAUACUGUAAAUGUUGCUAGCAGGAUGGAUAGUACUGGAGUGCAAGGUAAAAUUCAAGUUACGGAAGAAGUACAACGUAUAUUGAAGAGGUGCAAUUAUGAGUGUGUUUGUCGGGGGAAAGUCAGUGUGAAAGGCAAAGGUGAAAUGCUGACUUAUUUUCUAGAAGGAAAGACCGAUGGAAAUAAUUCACAAACACGAUCUUUAAACUUAGAAAGGAAAAUUUAUUCCUAUGGGAGAGCAAACAUUCAGACCAAAUUGGGCACAAGUUGUCCAUCUAUGUGCUCAUCUCCCAGCCUUUCAACAAACACUGGGUCUGGAACACUUCAACCACCAAUAGCACAUACUAAUCAGACACUCCAUUAUCUUCCUUCUGUGCCAGCUAUAAAAGAGGCAUGA